Cryphonectria parasitica EP155 is the source of this 1704-nucleotide messenger RNA. Its product is annotated as Arabinanase/levansucrase/invertase. NCBI's taxonomy places the organism in Eukaryota, Fungi, Ascomycota, Sordariomycetes, Diaporthales, Cryphonectriaceae. Gene Ontology annotation, molecular function: hydrolase activity, hydrolyzing O-glycosyl compounds. The record is from RefSeq and is a predicted model, not a curated record. Bases 1 to 1704 code for a protein of 567 amino acids. Gene Ontology annotation, biological process: carbohydrate metabolic process. The transcript has a single exon.
AUGCUGAACGUCCAGCAGCUGGCGUUAGUAGGCUCAAGCCUUUUGCCUGGGCUGAUCUCGGCCGCUUCUUCAACAACUUCGUCUUCUUCUCCAAACCCAACCGCCACCUACAUCAAUUUUGCCGCUGUUGAUAUCCUAGACGGCGACGACGGUCUCCCCACUCAUCCUUUCCAACCACAAAAAUACGGAAAAUGGACAUACCCCAUCACCACCGACGGCAACGGACGAGAGCAGGUCGAGGCCCAUGUGACAUAUUACGAGAACAAGUACUACAUGCACGCGGCAACCUGGGGCUGUGGUGGUUCCAUCUUCGUCUACGGCCAGAUCGCGAACGUGGAUUGGCCUGUCAGUCCUGUCUAUCCGCCUGGUGACUAUGGGGAGGACGGCAACUGCGGUAUCAAGUCGUAUUCGUCUUCCGAUUUUACCAACUGGGAGCUGGCAACCUUCUACCAGCCCUCCAUCGAGGUGGCCAACGUGACAAAACCAGUGGUCCGCUACAGCAACGCGACUGGGCAAUAUGUCAUGUUCAUGGGAGGCGGCGCACUAACGGCAAACUUCUACUACGCCACGUCUGAUUCUCCUGGUGGCCCCUGGAGCGAUCCACCCCGUCUCCUGGGCGGCAUGAAUAUCUCUCAUGACUUUGACGUGGCCGUGGGCCCGGACGGAACCCACUACAUGGUCAGCGAUGUUCUCUCGGGCCUGAAGUCUGGCUCAUCCGAAUGGGAUGUAUAUGUCUGGGAUAUAUACAUUCACCAGCUCACGCCCAACCUGACCUCGACGGUUGGCACGGCUGCCACCUCCGUCCUGGUGCGCUCGGCCCAGGAGCUUAACGCCAAGGGUCUCACGCUCGAGGCCUCAGGUUUUUUCUACCAUGACGGCUACUGGUAUUUGACCUUUGGAUACACAUGUCAGAACUGCGCUGGCUAUAUUUAUUACUACUAUGCAACCGACCCCCUUGGCCCUUAUACAGACGGCGGCUUUCUGAGCCAGGACGGCUGUGGUGGUCAGAACAAGGGCGCCAACGUGCUUCCCACGCCAGAUGGGGGGCAGGUUAUCCUUGCGGGCAACCUUGGGUACAGGACCAGCCCGAGCGACAUCUAUCACGAUGGUCUCAUGUGGCACAGCGAUAACCACCAGGCUGCCUCAAGCACCUUCUUCUUCCCCCUCGAGUUCAACGACGAUCACACCAUCAAGAAUUUCACCUGUCCAGCCACAGCAACAGUUCCUCUUAUGGUUGACACGGCGGCAGCGGCAACAGUAUCUCCCAGCGCACCAGUUCCCUACCAGCUGGACUGUCGCGUCCGCAACGGGCAGGACCUGGUGCAGACCUACAGCUCUGGGAGGACCACCUCCUCCAACAUUGAGUUUCCCGUGUGGCAGCGGACAUGGAACCUGGGCCCUACCACGAAUGCCGGCCCGGUUCUGGAUGGAUACCUGCAUGUGUCCGUUGGCUUCUCCGACGGCGAGAGUGAAGUCUUCUCCUGGCCGUCCAGCAAUAUCUCGUGGGCUCCAGGUAAGAUAUCGCUGCCUGUUGGGGGGAAGACGGUCUUGAGCAUCACGCUGAGCACAAAUGCGACGAAUGGCUGUUAUGGGACGUUGGCGCAACCGUCGAAUGAUAAUGCUACAGUGAGUGCUUAUGGCACGUUGAGGGCCGGUGAAUUCGAAGAGUCCACAAAGGCCUCCUUGUAUGUUUACCAAUUCUAG